This is a messenger RNA of Anguilla rostrata (American eel), 7546 nucleotides long. It is a transcript of the gene sorbs2a, whose product is annotated as sorbin and SH3 domain containing 2a. Gene Ontology annotation, molecular function: protein binding. The transcript has 27 exons. The record is from RefSeq and is a predicted model, not a curated record. Lineage: Eukaryota; Metazoa; Chordata; Actinopteri; Anguilliformes; Anguillidae. The coding region runs from base 629 to 5362 and encodes 1577 amino acids. Gene Ontology annotation, cellular component: plasma membrane.
CAGUGACUAUCCUGCGAUUGCGCCGCAUAUAGAAUGCAGAAAAAAUGUGAUUGUGUUUCUUCCCUUGUUUCAAGGUCUGCCGCGGAUCUGCAUUCUGUCUUAUGAGGAGACAGCUUUACUGCAAUGCUAUCUCAAUUGGUUUCGAACUCCGGGGGAGAGCAAAUGACCCGAAAGAAGGGUGUUGCCGAGCACUGACACUGUUUACGUGCGUUGUUGCUUUUUUUGGACAGACUGCCAGAAGAGGGGCAGGUGUGUGGUUUCAGUCGGCUUUCCACUGUCGGUGGUGCUGGCUACCGAGUUAUCCGCGGUCCCCCCGUCUCAGUUUCGCGUGGACUUAAAUUUCAACUGUCAGAAUCCUGCCUCCUUCCGUGGAUCGGACGUCUAGAUUGCAGGAAGAUUUUUUUUUUGGAUGACUCUGUGCCCCAUCGCACUCUAGGGAAGAGGAGUCAGACCUGGACUCGGAUGUAAGCCCUGAGGAAGCGUGUAAUCUCCUGGACAGAAAAAGAAGAAGAGCUUUCGGAUGUUGGGGUUGCAGAUGUCUGUCUCCUCAGAUUAGUCGACCCGCUUGACAUUUAAUGCCUGGAUAGAGCAUCCAUAGAGAGCGUCACGAUAAGGAGAGAUCAUCAACAUGAACACAGAUAGCGGAGGACGCGCUCGCAAAAGCACCACCCUGUCCCUCACUCUCACCUCCAUGAAGAGGGUCCAGAGUACGCCCAACCUGUAUGCGACCGCAGGAAAUGAGUCUCAUUCGUCAGAUUCAGACGGUUGGCGGUCCCGCAGUGCGACUGAUGGACUGAGGAAUGGAGAGGCCAGUUCUUCCUCCUUGGCGGCCAAAGGCUUCCGCAGCGUUAGACCCAACCUGCAGGACAAGAAGUCCCCAACGCCAGUCCCACUCCCACCCCCCAGGAGAGAGAGCUAUCACAUAACCCCCCCAGGCACAACCCCGCCCCCGUACAGUCCCCUGCAGUCCCUCACGGACCCCUUUGGCCCCCUGCUGAAAAUUGACGGGGCUGACUGUCUCGUUCAGGGAAAGAGGGUGAUCCAGCAGACCACCUACUCCAGCACCACCACCUCCUCCUCAUAUUCCUGCACAGCAAGCACCUCCGCCACCCCACCCCAGCCUGCGGAUGACCCGCCCAAACCCGUAGACACCCCUUCCCUGAGCAACGCCAGCCCCCCACCUCUCAAACCCACCUCCUCUGAGGGAGUAAACCCCCCCAGCACACCUCCAGCCCAGCCGGGCCCUGUCCCAAGAGAGAACACCUCCCCCACCUCCCCCGCACCCCCAGAGAUACACACAUCCUCUCUCACCAUCCAGAUGGCUGCCCCCCACAGCCCAGAGCCAGGAGCCCCAGGCCCCGCGGUGGAGACGGGACAAGGGCCGAAGCCCGAAACAAAGGAACCCCAGGCUGACCCCCCUGUCCCCUCAGUAGAGCCAAAACAGGCGGAGCCCCAGCCCCAGCCCACCGUUCCCCCCGUCCCAACUGAACGCAAAAAGGCGGAGCCCCAGAAGGCAGGACCCCAGGAUGUGGAGGAAGCUCCUCCUCUUCCCCCCCGCCCUACCAUCGGGGGGCAUUCGUUUGAUGCCCCGCCCCUGCACAGCCACCCAUUUCCCGGGCCCGCCUCGCCCACUAACCGCGCCAGCCUCGAGUCCCCCGACUUCCUGCCCAAGGCCCUCUCCCCGACGGCGUACGCGCCGUCCCCCGAGCGCGGCUGGCCCGGGCCCGACGCCCGGCUCCGGCAGAGCGAGGCGGCCUCGCCCGUCACCGUCUCCGCCCUCAGUCACUACUCCUCCUCCAGCGCCGUGCUGGAGGAGCUGCAGAACUGCGCCCUCGACUCCCCCGGCGCCUCGGCCACACCCUCCCCAACCCUCAGCCAGAUGUCCGCCGCCCCCGAUGACACGGCCCUAACCGCCACCGCCGCCGCCGCCGCUGCUGCCGCCGCUGGCACCCCUGCCAACGGCCAGAUGACGGUGAACGGAAGCGCGGGUCACUACCAGAAGCCCUUCUCCCCCCCGGCGCACCCACCCCCCGUUCCCCCCUCCCUCAGCCCCAGCAUUGUCCUCAGCAGGAGCUCAGAAUCCUCGGAGUCCGUCACCAGGGAGACGCGUUCUGUCGGGCAAACGACCAUGACGAGCACCGUGCCCAUCGCCCGCUUCUCAGAGGAGGAGAAGAGGGUGUCCAUCAUCAAGGCGCCCCACUACGAGGGCAUCGGACCCGUGGACGAGUCCGGCAUCCCCAUCGCCAUCAGAACGACCGUGGACAGGCCAAAGGACUGGUAUAAGACAAUGUUCAAACAGAUUCACAUGGUCCAUAAACCAGAUGAUGAUUAUGCAGACACAUACAACGCCACAUAUGCAAUAGUAAAUUCAGAUAACGGUUCGAACGCGGUCCACGCCCACCCGCCCCCCAGAACGCACACUUACCGGCCCCUCUCCAAGAGCCCCUCAGACAACGGGCCCGGCGCCUUCCCGGACGCCGCGCCCUCUCCCGUCCCGCCGCCGCCCCCUCCUAUGCCAUCACUGGCCCAGCUGAGACCCCGAGAACGGGACAGGGACACCCCUGACCUAAAUGAGUGGGGCCCCCCCGACAGGAAGAUAGACACUCGGAAGUACCGAGCUGAGCCCAGGAGCAUCUUUGAGUACGAGCCGGGCAAGUCCUCCAUUCUGGAGCAGGAGAGAGCAAUGUAUGACAUAAACCCAGAUGACUUAGAUUUAGAGAAUGAGCCCUGGUAUAAGUUCUUUUCCGAGCUGGAGUUCGGACGCCCGCCUCCUAAAAAGAGGCUGGAUUAUAAUCCAGAGAGCUGUCCUCGAAGUGUCACCCAGACAUCUUUUUAUCACGCUUCAAUAGACAGAGGGCCAGAGAGGCCAUCGAGCUCCGCCAGCGACCACAGGAAGAGGAGGAAGUCGGAGCCGUCGGUCAACCCGCAGGGUCCGCAGGGUGACCAGGGCUCCCCCCGACCGGCAGACCCCCACAAGGAGAGCAGCACCCUGAGGAAGCCCCUCGCCCGCUCCUCCCCCUCCUCACCGUCCAGACCCAGAGGUGGGGAUUUUAGUGUUAUGUACUCGCCGCGUUUAAGUUGUUCAGAUCCAGACCAGGAUACCUCACGGGACUCUGACCCCAUGGGUCCCGCGGGUGGGUCCAAGAGGUCCAUCUGCUUCAAAAACGGCUGGCAGACCCAUCGGCAGGACGCGGGGACCUGGAGCAGCGCGGAGGAGGCCACCUCCCCCAAGGUCAAGUCCCGCAGCUGCGACGACCUGCUGGGGGAGGGGCCGGGCGGCGGAGGCUCCGCCCCCCACACCGCCGCCGCCGCUGCCGCUCAGGCCCGCUCAGAGAGCGUGGGCUCGCUGGCGUGCGAGGAGGGGGAGGAGCCGGCGGGGCCCCGCCCCUGGCACUGGCACCGGUCCGCCCACGACACGCCGGGCUUCCUCCAGCUGUACCGCAAGAUGCACCGCAUCGACCGGCGCGACCUGCUGGCGUCCGAGGUGAUCCGCUCGGUGCGCGCGCGCAUCCUGGAGCUGGAGCGCGAGCGGAGCCGCGAGCGGGGGCCCGGCUGGCCCGGCUGCGGGGACGAGGUGCCGCGGGACGUGGUGCACACGCGCAUCUCCCAGUACGAGAGCCUGAUCCAGAAGUCCAAGUCCAUGCCCAACCUGGGGGAGGAGACGGGCUCGGGGGCGGCGACGCCGGGGUCGUCCCAGAGGAGCGGCAGCCCCCAGCGCCGCUUCUCCGUGGAGUCCCUGCUGGAGGAGGACCCCCCCACCCGGGACCCGCCCGAGGGCCAGCCGCAGCAGCCCGGGGGCUCCGCCCCGCCACGAGGCCCCGCCCCCGGCCCCUCCCACCACCGCCACCACCGCCGCCCGCCCCCGGACUGCUCGGACAGCGACCACGACGCGGCCGCCUCCGACCUGAGCGACUUCAUCCAGGUGGAGGGCUCCUCCCUCUGCAGCGAGAGCGACUACGACCGCUGCUCCCUCACCUCCUCGGAGAGCCUGUACGGCUCGGGCCAGCACCUCCACCGCCAGCACCCCCUGCACCACCACCACCACCACCACCACCGCCAGCUGCUCAGCUCCUGCAAGGGCCCGUGCCCGGCCUCCUACACCCGCUUCACCACCGUGCUGAAGCACGAGCGGGCGCGGCAGGGCCGCCGGCAGCCGCUCCGCCCGGACGAGGCCGACGCCGAGGCCGAGGCCGGCCUGUCCAAGCUGGCCUUCCUGGUGAGCCCCGUGCCUUUCCGGCGGAAAAAGGGCCCCCCGCCCCACCGGCAGGGGCGCCGGCCGCACCCCCGCUCGGCCGUGUACGCGGCGCUGGACUCCGCCCUGCAGGACAUCUUCGAGCACCUGCGGGACGAGAGGAGGCGGGGCCUGCGCCCCGACAGCAGCAUCCUGCACCGGCUGCUGGACGAGCUCCUGCCGGACGUCCCGGAGAGGAACUCCUCCCUCAGGGCCCUGCGGAGGCAGCCCCGCCCCCCGCAGCCCGACGGCCACGCCCGCCGCGGCCCGGAGCGCGAGCCGUCGCCCCACAGUGCCUCUCACCGCCGCGCCGACGCCGCCAAAAACAGCCGGGGGGGCAGCGGCGCCCCCAGCGACGCACGCGGCUACCAAGAUCAGGACACCUACCGAGGGUACUCCUACUCCGACGUGGGUCCCUGCCCUCCUCAAGGCAGAAGACCGACUCCUGAGAGAGAGAAACAGCCAGCCAGAGCAAUAUACGACUUUAAGGCACAGACCACGAAGGAGCUCACCAUUAAGAAGGGAGAGGUGGUGAACAUCAUCCGGCAGGUGGACAACAACUGGUAUGAGGGAGAACUGCGCGGGAGAGUGGGGAUAUUCCCUAUCGCUUAUGUGGAGAAACUCCCCCCAGAGAAGCAGCAGCCGGUCCGGCCGCCGCCGCCAGCGAACGUCCGAGAGAUUGGCGAGGCGGUGGCCCGCUACAACUUCAACGCCGACACCAAUGUGGAGCUGUCGCUGAGAAAGGGUGAGCGGGUGGUGCUGUUAAGACAGGUGGAUCAGAACUGGUAUGAGGGGAAGAUCGCGGAGACAAAGAAGCAGGGCAUCUUCCCCGUGUCCUACGUGGACAUCAUCAAGCGCUCCCCCGCCAAGAGUCCCGGGCCCUACAGAGAGUCACCCUCACCUCAGGGCCACACCCCCUCAUCCACCAGGCGACCAGCAUCCGGGGGAAGCGGCGGAGAACCGUUCCACGUGCUGUACAACUACCUGCCUCGCAACGAGGACGAGCUGGAGCUGAGGGAGGGCGACAUCGUGGACGUCAUGGAGAAAUGCGACGACGGCUGGUUUGUUGGAAUGUCCAGAAGAAGCAGGCUUUUCGGAACAUUUCCAGGAAAUUAUGUCAAGCAGCUAUAAUGCCUUGUUCAGCGACAUCAAAACCCCAUGCAGCACAAAUAUGCCAGACGAAGACGCGUCUGGAGGAAUAAAAAGCGGCACCGAUUUUGUGUGUGUGUUUCACACUGAAGAUAACCUUUAGCUAUAACUAGCCAUAUUUGCAAAAUACUAUUCCAGUAACAUUUUAACAUUUUCAGUAACUCUCGGUAUAUUCCAGUCAAUCAGCGUGUCUAGGGGGAAAAUGCAUUGGUGUAGAGAGACAGGAACCCUGGACACAGCACAGGCAAAUCGUCCCUGUACACUAGACCAGGUUAUCAAUGCACCAAGCAUGUUGAUUGAAGUUGUAAUGGGGGAUUAGGGCUUCCUGAACCUCAUAGUGGGUGGGGUCACUGUGGCCUGUCAAUGACUGACACAUAUGACCCAAUCAAAGACUUUUCUGUUCAUGGGGGGGGGGGGGGGAGCUUAAAUAAGUAAAUAUGGUCAUUGGUGGCUGCACCUCCUUUGGCGGUUCCUGAAGCCUUGGGGGUCCCUUCACUUGUUUUAUGAGUAUUCAGUUCAUUAUUUAUUAGCUAUGGUUUCUGCUGACAUGCAAUAGAUGCAAAAAAAGAAGUGAAAUGUAAAUGAAGUAUAUAACACUAUAAUGUGAGAGUAUUGAUUAUGAAUUCUUUGUUCUGUUAAAAAAAAGAAAGAAGAAACUACAGCCACACCUGAUGCGAAAACACACUGAAAGAUUUCACAAAUAUGAAGAAACCAAGUGACCUGUUUGCCUUUUAUAAUGAGUUGUUUAUCUUGGGGGCUAUGUGGCAACUGAUAUUGUGAUUUAGAGAAGAGAAGACCAUCAGAGCUUUUCACUGUAUGGAGUGGAGGUUCAUGUUUGAAUGGUGAUGAAGGACCUGAUGUAUUUUUUUGGGAGGGCUUAUGGUUCAACCUAUCACCAAGCGCACUUAAUCUUUAAUUUUUAAAUAGAGAACUUAAGCAGGCAUUGUUGUUUUGGAUCCCUAAUAUCAUUGGUUUGAAAGCCUCAUUGUUCAGACCUAAGGACAAAGCGCUCUUUGGGGUUAGACUGAAUGCAUCCUCCCUUAAUUUUAGCAGUAUAGCAGUGUUACAGCAGUGUCUCGGUGCUCGCUAACAUGUAUUUGAGUUAACAUUGAGGGGCUAUCUGUGCUGAGGGUCAUUGUAAGUCAUAGGCAGUGUUUCAGCCAGUUAGCUUUCGUGCACUUAGCCUGGUCACCUCACGUCCUAAAGAGCUGAUCGUUGUGUCAUCACUAUAACCAGGUGUUUCUCAGUAUUUACAAGGAUUGUAUGGCUUCCGGUUUGAUGCUAAUGAUGCUAAUGCUAUUAUUGUGUGUUUCUUGAUGGGAAAAUGUAUGAGGACUGCUGCAAUACGCCCUUUUUAUGGCUGAAGGAGGAAAGGAAGAUAUCUCAAAGUGCCUCUUUCCACACUGUUUGUGAAAUGGACGGAGAAGAUUGUUCUCCUCCUUUAAAAGCAUUUCCGUUUUAUGGCACCUCGUUGGGUAUUCUGUACAGCAUAUCUCUCCUGUGAUUGAUACAGCUUUGAUGCAAGUCAAGUGUAUUUUUAAAAAUUUCAGUUGGGUUUCUUUUGACAGAGUCUCUUCCACCUUCUGUCCAGCUGGCAAAAAAAAAAGCUCCUUGGAGACUUGAAUCUUGCACACAGUGAAUCUUGGCCAAUAGCUCAAACACAUCUUGAAAAUGUGCUCAAUCUAUUGCGAUUUUAUUCUCCACAGCAUGGCUGUCAAAUUUGCUUCAACAAUAGCAAUGAUCCUAAACAAGUGAGGGAGAAUAUAUUGCCCAAAGCCACCUUUAUUUAAUUUCUCACCUUUUUUAAUGUUUACCCUGCGUUCGUGAAUGGGAAAAAGUAUUGUGCUGUGAAGACUUCACAGAUAUAAAGAGAUUAAGCUUGUUUUUUUAUUAUUAUGGUUUAUUGCACAAGUAACAUAAUUUUAUUUAGAAGUUAUUUGCCUUGUUUUCGCCAUGUUACAAAGUGGAUAGAGAGCACGCCUUUUGCAUUGGAAACACUAUUGUGGGCAAGGACAGGUGUAGCAGAACAAUCGUUUAAGCACCUUAACAUGUAAUUAUUAUUUUGUUUUGUUGCUUCUCUCUCCCUCCUGUAGCAGUUUUGUAUGUAUUUUGUAUGGAGCUGUACAUUGAUGAAAUCCACUGCUUUAUAAAGUCUUUCUCACCCAA